Messenger RNA from Lachancea nothofagi CBS 11611, 1578 nucleotides. Lineage: Eukaryota; Fungi; Ascomycota; Saccharomycetes; Saccharomycetales; Saccharomycetaceae. The record is from the annotation of a GenBank genome assembly.
AUGUCUCCUGUUGAACAAGUUUCUAACGUCUUUGACACCAUCUUGGUGCUAGACUUUGGGUCCCAGUAUUCGCACCUUAUCACUAGAAGACUCAGAGAGUUCAAUGUGUACGCCGAGAUGCUUCCAUGUACCCAAAAAAUCUCGGAACUGGGAUGGAAACCAAAAGGUGUGAUCAUGUCUGGUGGUCCAUACUCUGUGUAUGCUGAAGGUGCGCCCCACGUCGACAUGGACGUGUUUAAGCUCGAUGUUCCAGUCUUGGGAAUCUGCUACGGAAUGCAGGAGCUUGCCUGGAUCAACGGAAAACAAGUUGCUCGUGGUGAGAAACGUGAGUACGGCCCAGCCACUUUGAACGUCGAGGAUGCCUCUAGUCCUUUGUUCGAAGGCAUGGACCACUCGCGCGUGUGGAUGUCGCACGGUGACAAGCUACACGGCUUGCCCACUGGCUACAAAGUUAUCGCCACAUCUGACAACUCUCCUUACUGUGGUAUUGUUCACGAGGAAAAGCCCAUUUACGGUAUUCAAUUUCACCCAGAAGUGACUCACUCCACGCAAGGUAAGACUUUGCUCAAAAACUUCGCCGUGAACAUUUGCAAAUCCAAUCAAAACUGGACUAUGGAAAACUUCAUCGACACCGAGAUUAACAGAAUCAGAGAACUGGUCGGUCCUACCGCCGAAGUUAUUGGUGCCGUUUCCGGAGGUGUCGACUCGACUGUGGCUGCUAAGCUGAUGACUCAGGCCAUCGGUGAAAGAUUUCAUGCCAUCUUAGUCGACAACGGUGUUCUGAGAUUAAACGAAGCUGCUAACGUCAAGAAAACAUUAGGUGAAGGUUUGAAGAUCAAUUUAACCGUUGUUGAUGCUGCCGACGAGUUUUUGGACAAAUUGGUAGGUGUCACCGAUCCAGAGAAGAAACGUAAAAUUAUUGGUAACACUUUCAUUCACGUUUUUGAAAGAGAAGCCGCCAAGAUAAAGCCUAAGGGUGGUGACGAGAUUGAAUUCUUGUUGCAAGGUACAUUGUACCCAGACGUUAUCGAAUCCAUCUCUUUCAAGGGACCCUCCCAAACUAUCAAGACUCAUCACAACGUCGGUGGUCUUUUGGAGGAUAUGAAGUUGAAGUUGAUUGAACCUUUGAGAGAACUGUUCAAAGACGAAGUCAGACAUCUCGGUGAACUUUUGGGAAUUUCCCACGAACUGGUCUGGAGACAUCCAUUUCCUGGUCCAGGUAUUGCUAUUCGUGUCUUAGGUGAGGUUACCAGAGAACAGGUUGCAAUUGCUAGAAAAGCUGAUUACAUUUAUAUCGAAGAAAUUAGAAACGCUGGCCUCUACAACAAAAUCUCUCAAGCUUUCGCUUGUUUGUUGCCAGUCAAAUCUGUCGGUGUCAUGGGUGAUCAAAGAACCUACGAACAAGUUAUUGCUUUGAGGGCUAUCGAAACCACCGAUUUCAUGACUGCUGACUGGUAUCCAUUCGAACACGAAUUCUUGAAGAGAGUUGCCUCUAGAAUUGUGAAUGAAGUUGACGGCGUCGCCAGAGUUACUUACGACAUCACCUCCAAACCACCAGCCACCGUGGAAUGGGAGUAA